AUGAAAUCAAAAUCAGAUAAUACCAGUGAUUUAGACCCAAGAGAUCAAAUAGCCCUCAGUGACUUAGAAUCACUCCUGGCAGAAAAUGAGCUAGAACUCACAAUAGAAAAUCCACCCAGUAUAAGCCCAACAGACCCAAAAUAUGCAUUCAAACCUAAGUCAGAAUAUAUGCCUUCUCUAUCUUUGGUCCCAGCGGUCAACCUUUUUGUCAAAAAAAUGGAGAAAGAAAUUGAAAAUCUAACUCCACGACAGGAGAGUGACAACUUGGAGCCUAGAGAGAGGAAGGCUUUAAAAGAACUGAUGUUGGCUAGAGGUCUGGUGAUGAAGCCCGCCGAUAAGGGGGGGAAUCUGGUUAUUCUUGAUGAACAGUUGUAUGUUAAUGAAGUUAAGCGCCAACUUCAUGACAAGAACCAAUAUGAAAAAAUAAGCAGUAACCCACUUACACAUACUCAGAAUUCCUUGUUUAAGAUACUUAAUGAUGCUAGAAGUAAGGGGAUAAUUAGUCAAAAUGAGUUCAAAUUUAUGUACCCUAAAUUUCCUGUCAUGCCAGUUUUCUAUAUACUGCCGAAAUUGCAUAAAAACAUGCAAUGCCCCCCGGGGAGACCGAUUGUCUCGGGGAUCGGCAGUAUAACAGAAAAAAUUGGGGAGUAUGUAGAUAAACAUCUGCGCCCCUUCCUUCUAACUUUACCAUCAUACGUCAAGGAUACAACAGAUUUGUUAAAAAAACUGGAUGGUGUAGUAGUGGGAGAAAAAACCAUUCUAGCUUCCCUAGAUGUGGAGAGCCUUUACUCUUCCAUUCCCCACAAUGUGGGCCUACUAGCAAUCAAAAGAUUCCUUGAAACAAGGGGUCCAAGAUACUUGGAACAUACAGAAUUUAUGAUGGUGCUUUUGGAGUUCAUUUUAAAAAAUAAUGUUUUUUCUUUUGAUGGGCAGGUGUUCCGCCAGAUACGCGGAACUGCAAUGGGGGCAGUAUGUGCCCCCACUUAUGCAUGUCUCCAUCUGGGGUCAUGGGAAUCUGAUAUUUUUGAACAACAUGUCGACACUUUUGAUAAUAAAGUGCUGAUGUGGGUAAGAUAUGUGGACGAUGUUCUAGUCUUAUGGGAUGGAACAGUAGAGGAAUUUAAUACAUUUGUUUCCAUCUUAAACCAUAAUGACAGGAACAUCUUCCUCACAUCAGAAACAAGUGAAAGGGAAUUGAAUUUCCUAGACAUUACCCUGAAAAAAGAAGGUCUGAAAAUAGUGACUGAGAAUUAUCGAAAGAAGAAUGCCACUAACAGUAUUCUUCAUGCUAACAGUAGCCACCCCAAUCAUUUAAAAAGAGGAAUACCAUAUGGGCAGUUCCUUCGUUUAAGAAGAAAUUGCUCUUCACUCUCAAAAUUUGAUAUCCAUGCCCAGCAAAUGAAGGAGAGAUUCCUUCAAAGGGGAUAUUCAAAUAAAUGUCUAAAGAAAUCCCUUUGGAAGGCUCGAAAAAUGUCGAGGGAUGAUCUACUGUAUGGAGAAAGGAUAAAAACUAAGGGGAAUCAGAUUAGAUUUAUCUCUAUGUAUAAUGAUCAAUGGAACAAUAUCAGAUUGGCUAUGAAAAGAAAUUGGCACAUUCUCACCUUGGAUGAGAAAGUGAGACAAGCUAUAGGAGAUAUACCACAGAUGGCAGCCAGAAAGGCACAGAGCCUACGAGAUAAGCUGGUAAAAAGUCAGUUUGUCAGAGGACCCUCUGAUGCUGACUGGUUACGAAAAGAUAAGGGAAUAAAAGUGCACAGUAGAAGUGAAGCAAUUGAAAUGUUUCAAAAUCUUGUAGAGUUAGAACUCACUAGUUUGCACUCCACCUUAGAGUCUGCACCAAGUACAGCUACCAACCCCACGAGUAAACACAAUUUAUCUAUUAGUGAACAACAAGCACUAAAGACACUUAGCAAUAAUAAGGAUAUAGUGGUCACCCCGGCGGAUAAAGGGGGUGCGGUAGUAAUCCUCAACACAGAAGACUACAAAAGAGAAGUGAUGGAUCCUAGAGCAGAUGAAUCAACCACAGAAAUGUCUUGCUUAGGUCGCCCAUUUUCCCUUGGGAUGUUGUAUGACUGCCGGGAAGACAAACUUAUCCCAGGUAUCACUUUAUGGAACCAUGAAGCCUUGAGAGAGGAUGUGGUGUCAGAAUCCCAAGAGGAAACAUCAUGUGAAAUUAUAACAUCUGACACUGUUUCAGACAAAUCCUCUGCUAUGAAUAUUAAUGCAUCAUUGGAGGCCAGUUUCCUUUGUGGUCUGGUAACAGUUUCUGGAUCAGCUACUUACAUGAACGAUACUAAGAGAUCUAGAAACCAGGCCAGAGUGACUCUGAAAUACUCAAGAACCACAAAGUUUGAGCAGCUGAGUAUGAACCAUUUAGGUACCAAGAACAUGACUUACCCUGAUGUUUUUGACAAAGGGACAGCCACUCACGUGGUCACUGGUAUAUUAUAUGGUGCACAGGCUUUCUUUAUAUUUGAUCGAGAUGUGUCCAUAUCAGAAAACACUCAGGAUAUACAAGGAAAUCUCCUAGCCAUGAUAAAAACAAUACCCCAAGUUUCAGUUGGAGGGCAAGUGUCUCUAUCUAUGAAUGAUAAAGGAGGAGAACAGGUUAAUAAGAUUACUUGUACGCUUCAUGGUGACUUUCCAAUAGACAGGAACCCAGUAACAUAUGAAGAUGCCAUUAGAACCUAUAGGAGACUCCCAAAGUUACUGGGAGACAAUGGGGAAAAGGCUGUACCUGUGAGAGUCUGGUUGCAUCCCCUAAAUAAACUGGAUAAUAAAGCUGCCAAGUUAGUUAGAGAUAUUAGUAGGAAUCUUGUCUUAAAAGCAGAAAGUGUUGUCCAAGAAAUGGCAGAUGUGAACAUGCAAUGUUAUGAUCUGAUGAGACAUCCGGCUGCAGAAACCUUCCCAGAUAUCAAGAAGAAAAUCACUCAGUUUAUGGAGCUUUGUAAGCAGUUUACUCUCAUCUUUCAAAAUCAACUUGCACAAACCUUACCCUCAAUCCGUAGAGGUGCAUUAGAGGAGGUGGCACUAGUGGACAUAUUAACUAGUGUAGAACAAUCUCCAUUUGGAAAGGUCCAUACUGAAGAAUUUUUAACCCUAAAAAAACAGGAGUUGGAAGUUGUGGAAUAUUAUAUGAGUAUAUUACCAAAUAUCCCAGUUUUAGCAACUAAUGGUGCACUAAAUAAAUUUGUAGCUUCUUCAGUAAAUCAGUAUGUAGUGUGUUACAUUUUUUCAUCACUAAAUAAGGAGGAGCCAUAUCUAUGUGACCUUAGUCAUUGUUUCGAAACUCAUCAACAGAAGUCUGAAAAUAAUGUCUAUGAGAAAAAGAAAAUCAUGCCAUGGUUCAAGGUCACUGAUACCUCUGAAAAGAUAACACAAUAUAUGGAAGCAUUUAAACAUUUUUCAAAAGUCAAUGCUUCUACUGAUAAGAUUAAAUAUAUUAUCUCAUCAGUUCCAGACCAACGUUACCUUGGAGUUUCCAUAUACCUGUAUGAUAACUGUAAGUUAGUGAGUACCCAGUUUGAGCCUCCAGUUAAACCUCAUCUGCCUUUUAUCAAAAGUAAAACCCAUAAUAGUGUGGAACUUGUCCUCAAACCUGCUGAAUUUGGAAAGAAUGUUAUAAAAAGUUAUACCAUAGAAUACAGAUGUCCUAAAGAUGAGAGCUGGACCAUUGUAAGAACAGAGGACGCUAAUGAGACAGUCACAAUCAGAGGACUGAAACCUAACUCAAUAUACCAAAUUAGAUACUCUUCUGUUUGUAUUUUAGGACUUAGUGAGGCUAGUGAGGUUCUAAAUGAAGUGAGGACAUGUCCAACAAGCCCACCUGAAGCAAUAAAAGUUACUGCUGGGUCAUCCACACUUACAUUACAUUGGAAGGAACCUGCAGCAAUUGGAGAUGGAGUCACAGUAGCGGAUUAUGUAGUUGAAUAUAAAGAAGAUGUUGAUAAUGGACAACAGGGUUGGCUUAUAAAAAAAUUAGGAAAAAAAGUAGAAAAAUAUAUUAUUGAGGGACUUAUACCAAUGGCACAUUACCUAAUCCGUGUGUCAGCUGAAUGUGGGGAUAAUGGGCUCAGCCAUCCAAGUGAUGAAAUAAAUGUUUCAACACUAAAAGAGCACAUUAAACAUGUACUAGUUAAGAAAAGUAGUUUGUUAAAAAAUGAAAAACCUUCAGUAUAUCAGCUACCAAUCAAUCCCUGUGAAAAACCUUAUCAACAAUACAGCUUAGGAGAGAUGAACUGGUCUAAGACAAAUAAAGUGAUAUUGUUAAUAGGAGCCACAGGUACAGGAAAGACAACACUGAUAAAUGGAAUGGCCAACUACAUCCUGGGAGUAGACUGGGAAGAUGACUUUAGAUUUAAACUUGUACAUGAGGUUACAAAUAAGUCUGAAGCUCACAGCCAAACCUCUCUGGUCACAGUGUAUCAGAUGAAUCAUGAAGAUGGAUACAACAUUCCCUUCACCCUCACCUUGAUAGACACCCCAGGAUUUGGAGACACUCGAGGUAUAGAACAGGACAAAAAGAUCAUGGAAGCCAUCCAUGCGUUCUUUACAAAUGACAGUGACAUUGUCCAUAUCGAUGCUGUGUGCUUUGUAGUUCAGUCUUCUUUGGCACACACACAGAAAUACAUUUUAAAUUCAGUGUUUUCUAUUUUUGGAAAGGAUAUCAAGGACAAUAUACUGAUUCUUAUAAACUUUUCAGAUAGAGAGAGACCCCCAGUACUGGAGGCUAUAAAAGCUGUUGACUUACCCUACUCUCUGGACAGCAAUGGAGACCCUGUUCACUUUAAGUUUAAUAAUUCAGCUCUGUUCGCUAAUAAUCAGACAAGUAACAUGAGUUUUAAUAAGAUGUUCUGGGACAUGGGCAAAGACAGUAUGGAAAUAUUCUUUACAUCAUUAAAUCAAAUGAAGACUAAAAGUCUUAAACUGACUAAGGAAGUUCUUAAAGAAAGGAAGGAACUUGAGGUCACCCUACAGGCUUUACACCCACAGAUCAAGUCUGGGCUGGCACAGCUAGAAGCAAUAAGACAAACAGAAAGAGCUUUGCAGCAGCACAGAAGUUUAAUGGAAGACAAUAAAGAUUUUGAGUUUGAGAUAACAGUAACUGUACCAUUACAAAAAGACACAGGGGGUAAAUUUGUAACUAACUGUAUGCAGUGUAACUUCACAUGUCACUUUCAUUGUGCAUAUGGGGAUGACAAAAUUGUAAAACACGGUUGUGCUAUGACAAAUGGGUAUUGUACAAAAUGUCCUGAUAAAUGUGUCUGGUCUGUUCAUCACAACCAAAAGUACAGGUGGAUAUAUGAGGAGCGAAAAGAGAAGAGAACUUAUGAAGAGAUAAAAAAUAAUUUUGAAAAAGCUUCUGGGGAGGUGAUGACUGCAGAAAAUAUAUUCACAAAACUAAAUGAUGAUUAUAAAAUUGUGAGACAAAAUGUGUUUAAUCUGAUAAACCGAGCCUCGCAGAGUCUGACACGACUCCAUGAAAUUGCCUUGAGACCUGACCCCCUGACAACCACAGAAUACAUCGACCUGAUGAUAGAGUCUGAGAAGCAGGAAGCUAAACCCAGAUAUCAGGAGAGGAUCAAGUCACUGACUGAGGUCAAAGAGACAGCCGAGAUUAUAAAGAAGAUUGAGAAGGGUGAAGCUUUGUUACCAGAGGAAGAGGAUAAACUUCCAGAAGACGUAAAGAAAGGCCUAGUAGAGUCUGGUAUAGGUUUUCUAAAAACAGCUUAUAAUACAUUUACCACAUCUCUUAGCACUUCCAAAAAUGAAGGAAAACGGUUCACCAACUAAUACACUUGGUAAAACACAUACGUAUCUGAACAAACUGUUUUAGUGCAGACAAAUGUAAUAUGCUGCAGCAGGUACCUGACAUUACUUCAUACAUACCUUGUUUUUUGUUAACGAUUAUUUAAUUAGUCACACUCAUAUUUAUCCAGAUUUGUAUCCCACUUUGCCUCAUAAAUAAUGCAGUGUUUUAUUUGCCUGAACUAGACAGAAAUCCCUAAAUAAGAGAGAGAUGUAUAAAUAUAUAUAUAUAUAUAUAUAAAGCAAUCGUAUCCAGCACUUUGACCACAAGAAUAUAUAAAGAAAAAUUAAAGGAAAAUACUCCAAACCAAUUAUAUAAUACCAAACAAACAUAUUGUUCAUUGCUAAACCAAGAUAAAUAACGGUUAAGGAUUGUAUAAAGCUUAGAUAGAAUGCAAUCAUACAUAUAGCUAAAGAACAUGAUCUAAGCUAAGAGUAUAUUGCCAACCUCCUAAUAGUCCCAUGUGUAUUACUGAGCCUAUGGACUAUGAGGCCAAUUUAACCAUGCCUUGCAAUCAGGAUACGCUGUAACGUAUCAUGUCCGCCAGACAUCAGCGUUUAGCAUUGCGCAAGCAGUUCUAGUGAACUGCUUGUGCAAUGCUGCCCCUGCAGAUUUGCGGCCAAUCGGCCACUAGCAGGGGGAGUCAAUCAACCCAAUUGUAUUUGAUCAGAUUGAUUGCUAUCUGCCACUCAGAGGCGGCGUACCAGUUAAGGAGCAGUAGCUACUUUACUGCUGUUUCCCACGAGCCUGAAGGCUCGUGCGGAAACAGAGGGACCAGGGGCCAUUCGCCCCUUGAUAAUUUGACCCCUAUGUGUUUAUAAUAUGAGGCAGAUCACCCAUAAUAUUGUAAAUUUAUACAUUUUCCUUAGAGCUACAGGGAUGCAGAAUUAUACUAUGCUGCCAGUAUAUACUUCAUAGCUUGGGUAUAUUAAUAGCCAGUCUUCUUAAGAAAGGAAAGGAUUUAACAAUCUGAACUAACUAAACACUUGGGGACAAAUCCAUCACCUAAUCUCCUAUAUAGAUCCAGAGCUCACUGCUACUGGUGGGUCGCUCUUUAUCAGUAACACAUUGGUCCCUCCUUGACAACAACAAGAUGAGGACACCAGGGCUUAUGGUUACAACAUUGAGAUACAACUAACACAAUCCUUACUGCAGCAAUGCUCACCUGGCAGCCUACAGUUACAGCUUAUUUCACCCAUAAUGCUUUUCUCUUCUAGCUCAUAUGUUAAUACUUUAUUGUAUCAUUGUUGCUUAUGAUGAUUUAUUGAUGUUUCAGUAUUCACUUGCACUGAUUAUUUCUCCUGAUUAGUAAAAUAAAAUGUAAUCAUAACAAUAAGCAAA
Bombina bombina (fire-bellied toad) is the source of this 7150-nucleotide messenger RNA. RefSeq lists its product as uncharacterized. The transcript is spliced from 4 exons. Lineage: Eukaryota; Metazoa; Chordata; Amphibia; Anura; Bombinatoridae. The coding region runs from base 1 to 5793 and encodes 1930 amino acids. Gene Ontology annotation, molecular function: protein binding; GTP binding. The record is from RefSeq and is a predicted model, not a curated record.